AUGCCAUCCUUCACCCCGCAAGACUCCCGCUUCACGCCCUCUGCGGCAGCCAGCUUCGACACCUAUGGCGCCGCCGAAAUGAUGGCAAACAUCUCAAAACACAACCCGCGCGUCGCAAAGCUCGCCGAAGACUACCCCGACAUACCCAAUGCCUGGGCCUCCCUCUUCGACCCCAAACUCGUCGAAGAGCGCGACGACGGCCUCGGAGAAGGCCAGAUGCACCGCAGCGGCCCCAACUACCAACCCUACAACAACAGCAACAACCACAAUGGCGACGACCACCGCAGCGGCCGCUACCCCGCCGACCUGGGGUCGAGAGCGGGGCGCAACAAGUCCCCACCGGGCAGUGGGCGGAAGCUGCGGCAUUCGAGGUCGCUCUUUGAGCUUGGCAAGCUGCCGCCCGAGAUACCGUUUUUCACGCGCGGCCCGCUGGACAGUGUUCGCACCGUCAGUGGGUCUGCGGUGCUGCAGAGGAGGGCGGCGAUCAGGGCUGAGAUGAGUAGCAUGCACAGCGAAGGGCCACCGGGCAAUCCCCUAGCCCCGCUACGGGCACCUGAGCUAGUCGCGGGGCGGAAAAGAUCACUUCGCUCCAGGGGAGUUCAUAGUAUCGUCAAGCACCAUCUUGCUGGAAAUGCCCGCAUUCCCCUCCGAGCACAGGUCGCUGAGCAGCGGAGGGCUGCGCCGCCCAAUACCCCACCAAUCUACGCCUCCAAGGGACCAAGCGAUAUGGAUGUCUUUGCCCUUCCUCCUAGAAAAACAUCUGCCCUACCGCCUCAUCUCUCUGCGAGGUCUGUUGUUAGGAAUCCGGAGGUUAGCCAGUGGAAUACGGGUAAACUUGUAACGAACAGUGUCGAUUAUGACUAUCUGUCAAACCCACCAAAGCCCGCUUCUAGUCUAUUCCAAAGCCCGACGCCGGCAAAGCUCGACCAAGCCCCUCCCCCUAGGAACUUUUUUAUACCAGCAGACCAGGAAAUGGCCGACAAGGCUUCUUCCUCUGGAGCCUUUUUCCGAUUCUCAGAAACGGCAAAGGCAGACACUGGCCCCUCCUCCGAAAACAAGUUUCAAUUACCAAGCCAGGAAAAGGCCAACUUACCAAUCGCUUCAGAUAUUUCCACUAUACCCGGUGCUCCUAGGAAGAGGAGUCCUGAACUUGCUUCUUCACAAACAUACCCUGCUGUUGCUCCUGGCCCAGUUCUCUUUCCCUUGGUUCAAAAGGUUCCUGAGACCCCCAAGCCUUCUAUUUUCCCUGAAACCAUCUUUCCUUCAAAUACUGGGCCAAUUCCCAGGCCUCAAGCCACCAUUGAGCCUGGUUCGCCAUUUAUAUUCAAGCACCAGGUUUCUGCAACUCCCUCUACACCUUUAACUGGUCCUGGAGCGCCGUUUGUCUUCAAGCUGGGUGGGGCUUCAAGUGAUAAUAGUGCUGGUACGGCUCCACAUAAGUUAUCCUCCGCCAAACCACAUCCUGAGGCCACUAGAACACCUCCCCUUAAAUCUCUGGAACCUAAUAGCACUGUCAUCAAUAAGGAUUCAGUCGGUAGAGGAGAGGAGAGUAGCCUAGAAGCGCAUGCUAACACAAACCCCACCGGCUCGGACAAUAUCUCUGAAGAGGAUGACGCAACAAUUGAAUCACUACAUAAUGAUAUCAGCGCGAUUAGGGAAUCCGUUAACAAUCUCAAGACCGAGGUAUCUAGUAUCGAUAGCUUUGAACAAUCCCUACAGGCCCGUAUCGUCAUGAUGAUGUUACAAAAGGAAGGGAUUCUCCGGGAAAUCGAGACCAAGGAAGUGACAAUGUCUCAAAUUGAGUGUGAAUUGCAUAAUAUCAAAGCGAAGCGCGAUGCUCUCAAGCAAGCUGUAUCAGCGUUGGCUCUGAGGACUGAAAACGUUGUAGCGGAAGCUGAAUCACUGAUGAUUGCUAAAGAAAGCGCAGAGGCGGGCAGACCUGACGUUGAAAUGGCAAAUCUUGUAGAGGAUAUCGCACAAGCUGUAGCGGAAGAGGAGGACAGCUCAGAAACUAAAGGACCCCAGGAGCAGUCAACAUGGGAAGUCUCAGAAGUGCCUCCCAAUGAGUUUAUCGAGGAGGAAUAUUCUGGAGUGAAGGGACAACUUGAAGUUACAAGUGAGGCUAGACCAUCCGGCGAGGCCCAGGAAGAAGAAUCUCUCGCAAAUAAUCAUGAAAAAGAUGAGAAGCAUUCAGACCAAGAAACCAAAGAGACCAAAUUCCCUAGGGUUAAUGAACCGUUUGCUAGGAUUAAUUUUCAAGCAGCACCCGCAACCCAAUCACCCGUUAAGCCCGAAGUUGAGAUCACUACUAAUAAUAGCCAUCUUAACGAUAUGUCUAUACAGAAAACCACGGAGGACACACCAUUGGUAGAGGCAAGAUCUCAAGAGCACAAGUCUGAAACAACCCAGGAAUCCGAUGCAUCUGGAAGCUUUAAAACUCAGCCUAGUAUGGACAACGCCGAGAAAAAACGCCUGGCUGAUCUCAAAGCGCGCGAGAAAGCGCAGCAGGAACGCGCCGCCGAAAUCGAAGCAUUCCAGCAAGCCGAAAAAGAGCGGCAGGAGAUCAAAAGGCUGGUAAAAGAGCACCUGGAACGAGUAAAACACGAAGAGAGCCGCCGAAAGAUGGGCAAACCAAAAGCGCCCAGCACAGACGACGAGAGUUCAGAUGAAAAGGAAAGCACAUCGCCAAUUAAGACCAGUAGGGCUGCAAUGGAUGCGCACAAAGCAGUUUUUAGAAACGCGGAUCAGGGCCGCUAUGACUUGUAUCAAAGUGGUGGUGAGACGGGGCAUGAGAUGGUCGGUGAGACGUCUCUCCGGAAGGAAAUGGAGCCCAAGGAGGAGGAGGAAGCAAUAGUCGUGAGGGGAUCCGGUGCCCCCAACCAGGCUACGAGCCCCAAGAACUCCGUGGUCGACUACGCGGCCUCUGAGCAUGGGCAGUCAAACCCAAAAAGACCACGGUUCCCGUAUCACAUCUCUCUUGACCUCCGACCGACUUAUGAGUAA
This is a messenger RNA of Morchella importuna, 3003 nucleotides long. RefSeq lists its product as uncharacterized. The record is from RefSeq and is a predicted model, not a curated record. The transcript has 5 exons. NCBI's taxonomy places the organism in Eukaryota, Fungi, Ascomycota, Pezizomycetes, Pezizales, Morchellaceae. The coding region runs from base 1 to 3003 and encodes 1000 amino acids.